AGGUUCACUUCUUUGGCAAUGUAGCACUUGACAACAAAAUCAACGAUGCAACAGCCAGCAUUCUCUGCCUUCGGAUAAUCAUCGUACAGAGAACUUACAUCGAGUAUCGUGAUUGGCGGUACAGCCACUUCAACAUCUUGAGGCCAGCUUGAACGAACACUCUGACUUGCGUGUGUUUUCCCUGGCGCAAGGUCUUACAGGUUCCACAUCGUCAUGGUCAGGGUAUACCAACUCCUAAAUCCGCAGACCGUGAUUGGCUCGUUGUGACGUCACUGGAGAGAGCACUCGAUUGCAUUACAGGCUCGCUCCAUCGCAGCGUUCAUAAGGAAGAUCAGAGUGCAGGUGCCGGUGAUUCAACGACUAUAAAGGCUUACCGGAAAUUUCAUUAUCUUUCUACAUGCUCUCCCGAACUAUUUUGUCCAAUACAUCUCGCUUUAUCAGAAACACCCCAUUUUGUACCGCCUUCUCGAAUCGCAUAUGCUUGCGCGCCAUGUCAUCCAAGACCCUCACCCAGGCAAUUAAGGAGGACCACGAAGAGAUGUAUGAGUAUCAUGACCAGUAUACACGUGCCCAUGAAAAUGCCGAUGUCGAUGCGCAAGCACGUUGGGCCACUCAGCUUCGAUGGGAAAUAGCACGACACGCUGUUGGAGAAGAAAUCAUUGUAUAUCCCUUGAUGGAGAAGCACCUAGGAGAGAAAGGCAAGAAGCUAGCAGACCAUGAUCGAGAGGAUCAUCUUAAAGUAAAAGAUGACCUCUAUAAGCUGGAAGCAAUGAAGCCCGGCUCAGAUGAAUUUCAUCGUCUGCUUUCUAGAAUGAUGGUGGAUUUGCAUCGCCACAAUGACGAUGAAGAAAUCGAUGACUUACCUCUCUUGGAACCUGCGAUCGGAGAACAGGCCAGUAGACAGUCCGCCCAGAGCUUCAAGACAACGAAAAAAUUUGUUCCGACAAGGUCACAUCCUUCAGCCCCUAACCAGCCUCCGUUCGAGACCUUCGUAGGUUUCCUUGCUGCACCCUUUGACAAGAUCAAGGAUGUCUUCGCGACCUUCCCUACUGAAGAGGAGAUGGCGGAGGCUAAGUCCGAGCUGGAAACCCGAGAUCAUGAUGCCGCAGCAGGUAGAGUUGCAGGGAAUCAUUGAGGAGCUUGGUCGGGUAGAAUAACAAAACUGACCAUAUUUACACCUUGAAACGCCUCUUUCUUUUCCUGAAGUCGGAGGCAUGCAAACUGUCGGCAACUACUGAAAUCUGGAUUGGUCAUACUCACAUUGAAGUCCUUGCACAGGUGGCAUCUACACGUCCCAGAAAGGGGCAGCCGUAAGUACGAAUGUGGCCUUCACAAAUGAAGACCUGAGGAGCGUGACCAAUCGAAUCGAGCAUUAAAACGAAGUCGGAGAACAUUGACAAAGAAGGAAGAGCAGCAAGGAGGACAAGAGGGGUAAUGAGUGACAUAUAGAGCACAAAGAUAGAAAAACAUAGUGUUGUAUGUCGGAACAAAUACACUGCUGCC
This is a messenger RNA of Somion occarium, 1503 nucleotides long. The record is from the annotation of a GenBank genome assembly. NCBI's taxonomy places the organism in Eukaryota, Fungi, Basidiomycota, Agaricomycetes, Polyporales, Cerrenaceae.